GUAUUCGAAUUCGAUUUGUGUUGUGAUUGUGGUUGUCCUGAUUGUCCUCAACAAAAAAUACAUAGUUUUCAGCUUAAUAUCUACAUAUUACAAGAAAUAUAGUAAUAGAUUGGAGAUAUUAAUAUAAAGAGUCAUUGCAAUGGAAAACUCGCGGCGUUUUCGCCGCGGUGCACGCAAAAUAAAGGAUGAACCGUCCUUUGAAUUGGUAAACAUUAAGGCAGAACCGGACGACGAUAGCAAUGACGAUACGGUGGAUUCUAGCCUAGCGAGCAGCACUGCUGGGAAAGCGAAACGACGACACACACGGUCACGAGCCGUGCAGGUCAAACCGGAGGAUAUCGAUGAAGCAGCUACCCCGAAGCUAAUCGUACCGUCGAUUCCCGGCGAAAACGAACCGAUCGACCCGGCACACAGUAAAACUGAGGUUCCACAGUGUCGGCUCUGUUUGCGACGAGUGUCGCGGGCUAAUCUCAAUAUAAUUCUUACCAAACACAAGUCCAAAACGCUUGCAGCGCUAAAAAUCAAAAUUUUUCCGAACGAUGCAUAUCCCUUGGCAUGCAGUAAUUGCCUAAAUCUACUGGAUAUUAUUUUGGACUUUAGGGAAGCCGUGACUAAAGCCAAAAAUCUACUGCUAAGUGAGGGAACGUUUUUAGAGAGUGACGGAUGGGAUGAUUCCGAUUGUGUGGAAGCUAUCGCUAAAUGUCGGACGGUCGUGGAGCAGCACAGAAAUCAAAUUAACUGUAUCUAUCAGAAAUUUAUAAAGCGUGAAAAUGGGGAAUUGGAAACCGAUAAUGCUGAAUAUGUGCAAGACAAUUCUACACACUUGAGUUUGAGUGAUGAUCAUUCGAUAAUAGCUGCUGCAGCUGAAGCAGAAGAAAGCAGUGAAUAUACGGAUUCUGUCAAACCAGAACCUAUUGGUGAGCACGUUGGUAUGACCAACGUCGAGUCAGAACCGGAGUUCGAAAUAGAUUUUAUCGAUGAAGCUGAUGAGUCCGACUUUUCUCCGUCGUCAGAUUCUAACGACAAAGAUUUUGCAUGUGAAAAACCAGCAACAAAAAGCAAAAAGUUAAAAGAAAGUAAAGUGCACACCCCGAAGGUGAAAAAAUCUAAUGAAUCUACGAAAAAAUCGAAGUCUUACCCCAAAAGCAAACAAAAACAGGAGCUUUGCGACCUGUGUGGACAACAGGUAUUUCCACUAGCAGCCGAAGCACAUAAAAAUAGACAUUUAGGCAUCAAACCAUACUCGUGUCCUGCGGAGGGCUGUGAGCUGACGUUCUACAGCAGAAUUAAUCAGACGGAUCACGUGCGACGGAUUCACAGUGCAAAUGGUGUGCCAUCGUACAAGUGCGACAUAUGUGGACGAACCAUACGGGGCGGUAAAAGUGUGUUUAACUACCAUAAGCGCAAGCACCAGCAUAGCAAAUCACACGUGUGCCAAUUUUGCGGGAAGGGGUUCACGUUGCGCCAAUAUCUGAAGCAGCACGUAACCGUGGUGCACACUGAAGUGUUUCCACAUGAGUGCAAAUAUUGUGGGAAAAAGUUUAAACUAAAGUGGAGUAUGUUAGCACACGAAAAAAAUGUUCAUGAAAAGAAAAAUCAAACAUUCGUAACAGUAGAUCAACAAAUUCCAUCAAAUGAUCUGCUGCCAGAUACUGCAUUGGAUUAUGCUUAAUAUGCAGUUUAUCAUCAGGGUUUCUUAGACUGCAAAAGUACAGUGUUCCCCAAAUGAGCCAUGCGGUAAAACUUCCGGUUUCUUACGUACAUCA
Messenger RNA from Sabethes cyaneus, 1766 nucleotides. RefSeq names its product zinc finger protein 37-like. The coding region runs from base 140 to 1672 and encodes 510 amino acids. The record is from RefSeq and is a predicted model, not a curated record. Gene Ontology annotation, molecular function: RNA polymerase II transcription regulatory region sequence-specific DNA binding; zinc ion binding; DNA-binding transcription factor activity, RNA polymerase II-specific. NCBI's taxonomy places the organism in Eukaryota, Metazoa, Arthropoda, Insecta, Diptera, Culicidae. The transcript has 4 exons. Gene Ontology annotation, biological process: regulation of transcription by RNA polymerase II. Gene Ontology annotation, cellular component: nucleus.